Molecule: messenger RNA, 1198 nt
Organism: Hyposmocoma kahamanoa
Lineage: Eukaryota; Metazoa; Arthropoda; Insecta; Lepidoptera; Cosmopterigidae
Product: zinc finger protein Gfi-1b-like
Exons: 2
Coding region: 1-1113 (370 amino acids)
Biological process (GO): regulation of DNA-templated transcription
Molecular function (GO): RNA polymerase II cis-regulatory region sequence-specific DNA binding; DNA-binding transcription factor activity, RNA polymerase II-specific
Source: RefSeq, a predicted model, not a curated record
AUGCCGCGCUGCUACAUGGUGAAAAAAGGCGCUAGCCAGCGGCAUGAGGGCCCGCCGCCCUGUAGCCCCACCGAAGCCAGCGUGGCGCCGCCGUGCUACAGUCCCACCGAGCAUUCCGCGCUUACAGAGGGACGCAGCGCGGAGUAUGCAGAGCUGUGCAGCGCGCCGUUUGCGGAGCGGUCGGCGGCGGACACGGAGGCGGCGCACGAGUUGCUGUCCCUGGCGCAAAGCCUGCCGCCGCUGCCGCCCACCGCUGUCGUCACCGUGCUGCACGAACCCGCCCCGCCCCUCAUGCCUGUCUACACGUACACCAUCCAACCUACGAAUAUCUACAUCGUAGCCGAGGAACCACCACAAGAACACCCGCCUGUCUACCACACCGUGCAGACAGUCACUCCUGUUCAAACAAUAGAGUACGUCGACCCGCCGCAGCCGGUCAACUAUAUCACCUACCCGUCUACAGAUGAUAUUCAAACUGGGUAUGUGGAGGAAAUAGUAGAGGAGUACGAAUAUGUCGAGCAGGUUAUAACAACUUGCGAACCAGAGUGCGAGGCGCCCGAUAUCGAGCUCGAGCUUAUUCACGAACCCCAAGCUGAGCCCGAGCCUGAUAUUGAGGAAGAAGAUCCGCCAACGCCACCGCCACGACCUACGCGCGUGUGCAGAAAGAGCAAAACGGCUAAGUAUGAUUGCAACGAGUGUGGAAAAAGGUAUGCGACUUCAUCAAACCUAUCGCGGCACAAGCAAACGCAUCGCAGCCUGGACUCGCAGGCGGCAAAGAAGUGCGGUGAGUGCGGUAAGGCGUAUGUGUCGAUGCCAGCGCUGGCCAUGCACGUGCUGACACACCGCAUGGGACACGUAUGCGGCGUGUGUGGCAAGCAGUUCUCGCGACCGUGGCUGCUGCGCGGUCACCUGCGGUCGCACACUGGUGAGAAGCCAUACAGUUGCGGUGAUUGCGGUAAGGCUUUCGCGGAUCGCUCUAAUUUGCGCGCGCAUCUUCAGACACACUCCUCUGAUAAGAAGUAUGAAUGCGAGCGCUGCCGUAAAACGUUCGCGCUCAAAAGCUACCUUAACAAACACCAGGAGUCAGCAUGCGUGCGCUCCGAUGAUGAGUAAGCGCGCCUCGAUGCGCCCAAACCACGAUUGCAACGAAAGUUUUCUCUAUGAACUUCUUUACAUCUAUAUAAGGAAAAUAUUUUGA